AUGCUUUUAUUAAGUUUCUUCGCUGGAGCCAUAGUCCUUUGUACUAUCGCCAUAGUGCGUGGUCGUCGCAAGAAGUCUCUGCCCCUUCCGCCGGGCCCGCCACGAAAAUUCCUUGUUGGAAAUCUAGGCGAUCUUCCAAGUCCAGGUCAAAAGGAUUGGAUCCACUGGGCAAAGCAUAAGGAGCUCUAUGGGCCUAUCAGUUCACUGACUAUUCUCGGAAGACACAUUAUUAUACUCAAUGAUGCGAAAUUAGCUACACAGCUGCUGGAAAAGCGAUCUUCUAUUUACUCAUCGCGCCCUGAUCAAACAUUUCCCGAGCUGUCCGGAUGGGACAAAAUUCUGGGGGCUGCAAGAAACCCAGAGCAUGUCCGAAAGACUCGCAAACACCUACAUCAAGAGAUAGGGUCAAACAAGAAUGUGGCGAGGUUCGAGGAUAUUCAAGCAAUGGAAGUGGGUCGGUUUCUGCUAAGAGUAUUUGCUGAGCCGGAGAAGCUCCAGCAGAACAUACGAAAAGAAGCUGGUGCGAUUGUUUUGAAGAUGGCUUACGGCUAUACAAUUGAACCUCAUGGUAGCGACCCGCUUGUCGAUUUGGCCGACAAGGGAAUGGAGGACUUUUCUUUCGCUUUGCUCCCAGCCACAUGGGCCGUCGAAUUCUUACCAUUUGCGAAAAUCGCCAAAGACUCAAAACUCAGAGCAGCAGCAUUCAGUGAUACUCCAUACGCGUUUGUCAAAGAUCAAAUGAAGAAUGGCACUUUUGUCCCAUCUUUCCUAUCCAAUCUUUUGCAAGAAAAUCCCGUGGAACAAGGUACCGAAGACGAGACCAUUAUCAAAUGGUCAGCGGGUUCUCUGUACGCUGGCGGAGCAGAUACUACUGUAUCUGCUAUUGCUACCUUCUUUCUUGCCAUGGCGCUCUUCCCCGAAGUGCAACGCAAGGCCCAGCAGGAGCUCGACAGAGUAGUUGGCACUAGUCGGCUACCACAAUUCCGUGAUCGAGAGGACCUAGUGUAUAUCAACGCACUGGUCAAAGAGGUCCUUCGAUGGCACCCAGUCGUGCCUGUGAACUUGGCACACUCACCGACUCAAGAUGAUACGUGCGAGGGAUAUCUCAUUCCCAAGGGGUCAUCAAUCAUUGCGAAUAUUUGGGCGUUUACUCGUGAUCCACUUACGUACAAGGAUCCGAUGUCUUUCAACCCAGAACGCUUCCUGGAUUCUCCAGACGGCUCUCCGCCAGAGCGAGAUCCACACAUGCUUGUCUUUGGAUACGGGCGCCGGGCCUGUCCUGGUCGCACUUUGGCUGAUGCGAAUGUGUUUCUUACUAUAGUGCAGUCGCUAGCUGUUUUCAAUAUUGCAAAGCCAAUUCGAAAUGGGAAAGUUGAGGAGCUUUCAAUCGACUUUGUGCCUGGAGUUAUCAGUCAUCCAGCACCGUUCAUGUUGUCUAUUCAGCCUCGAAGUACAGCACAUCGGGAACUCAUCCAGUCACUGGAACAGCUUUAUCCCUGGGGCGAUAGCGAUGCACACAGUCUGGCUGCUUUACAGGUUUAG
This is a messenger RNA of Penicillium nucicola, 1542 nucleotides long. RefSeq names its product cytochrome P450. Lineage: Eukaryota; Fungi; Ascomycota; Eurotiomycetes; Eurotiales; Aspergillaceae. Gene Ontology annotation, molecular function: oxidoreductase activity, acting on paired donors, with incorporation or reduction of molecular oxygen; iron ion binding; heme binding. The transcript has 7 exons. Bases 1 to 1542 code for a protein of 513 amino acids. The record is from RefSeq and is a predicted model, not a curated record.